Molecule: messenger RNA, 1452 nt
Organism: Alternaria triticimaculans
Lineage: Eukaryota; Fungi; Ascomycota; Dothideomycetes; Pleosporales; Pleosporaceae
Exons: 2
Coding region: 1-1452 (483 amino acids)
Source: RefSeq, a predicted model, not a curated record
AUGGACCAGAUCUACUAUGUGGCUCGAAGAACAAUCAUUUACAGCGGCUCACUAAGUCCUUCUUGCGAGGCUGUUCUCAAGGCAGUGCACGGUAAAGUCGAAAGGGAAGAUUAUCGAGAUGCUGAGGGUUUGGACCUGUUGGAAGUUCUGCACAACACUCGCACCGAAACUCCUGUUGAUCUCGUUGAGUGGCUCGACCGCUGGAGAGGACUCGAGGUAGCAAACUAUCGAGACAUGAUCGACGCCCUAGUGUGCCUUGCAAGCGAUGGGAAAGCUUUGCUUGCCAUGGGACCAAAGCCGUUCACUUGUUCUUGGCAGAUAGCGUUCGGUACAGCGGCUGCCUGUGUCCUCCAAAAACGCGGCUUCAGAUACCUAUGCACUCAGUACCACGACAGAGACGAAGACAGCUCUGCUGAAUACUACCAGAUGGUGAUUUCAGGAAACCACAACAAAACCAAGGAGCAGGAGAUGAGACCUCCGACUUGGAUCCCCGACUGGCGACUCAAUGAUCCUCAUCACAGGAUCUCCAUCUAUGAAAGCUGGGUAAAGGCCGGUUACAGCAACUCUCCCAAUUCGCGCAAGCGCAAAUCGGAAGCUCAAGAGCCACUAAUCGAACCCUAUAGCAUCGAUCAUUUGUUGAAUUUUAACCGCGACUUCACCACACUCCAGUUUCUGUCUACCAAAAAAGACAUCAUCAAAGCAACGAGCGACGAGAUCCCCGACGCUUUCGACUGCGACCCCGCAGCACAAAAGCGUUCCGCCGAAUACAAAAUGGGACUUGGAACAGGGACACCGGGUACUCUUGGCAAAAGCGACAGCGAUACUCAUAAAAGAUGUAUGCAGUUCUUCGAAAACUGGGUCAUGGAAAUCGUGAAAGAAUGGAGUGGGGACGACUCAGACGCAGACUACGAGGAGGAACUACCAGAAACAGAUCAAACGUGGUUAUCUACCAAACGCGGAUUACUGUCUUGUAUGGACGCAUGGCUGAAGCAAAUGGACGUUGCACAUGGCACAACAACACCUACGGGACACACUAGCUGGGAUCCGACAUACUGCAACGAAGCAUUCUUUCAUUUCAUCAAGGAUUACAUGGACCCCGAUAGCAAGGCCUCAGUUCCAGAAGGCCGGUCUUUUGCCGUAACCGUCAGCGGAUCGAUUGGCUUCGUGCCGUCUAGCGCCAAAGCAGGAGAUGUAGUCCUUUGGGGCAACGCGCAUACUAGAAUGCCCGUAGUCCUUGUGCGGCCGGUAGAAGGACAGUUUCCGAGAGAGGACGAAUCGAUUGCGCCGACUUUGGCGGCCAUGGCAGGAAAACGAAACGGAGAUGGCGUCACUUCUUUCUAUCAUUGUACGGUAGUUGGUGAGUGUUUCUUUACUCAGAUCGAGAGGGUGGAUCGCGAGGAUGAUGCAGUUGGGGACGAAGAAGCUAGAGCUGAGCUUUUUGUCAUGCAUUAG